Molecule: messenger RNA, 458 nt
Organism: Acaulospora morrowiae
Lineage: Eukaryota; Fungi; Glomeromycota; Glomeromycetes; Diversisporales; Acaulosporaceae
Source: the annotation of a GenBank genome assembly
CUACAAUUAGUUUUAUGGUUUAUGCUAUUUCAAUGUUAAUUAAUAAUCUUACACCUAACAACGAUAUUAUGGAAACUGUUGAUUUUACGACAAAUACAAUGGCAUUUGAUGAAGAUAUUUGUGAUGAAGAAAUUAAUACACUUACUAUUGAAUCCAGUCAAAUUCAAAUUGAUAUUCAAGAUUGUAAUGGGCUUAUAUAUCGAGUUAAAAAUGCUUUAUAUGAAAGCUUACUUCAUUACAAUUCAAUUCCAUCUGAUAUUGAAAUGCUGGCAUCACUAUUGAAUUCUCGUUGCAAAUCACUUGGCUUUGUUUCAAAUGCUGAAAAGAAAAAGACUAUUGAUAUAUUAAAAAAUAUAGUUACAAGUUUACAAUCUCAUUUAGAUGAAUUUCAAGUAGUUAGAAGUGAUAACUCACUUAUUGCACGAAUGCUUCAGUCACACCAUCCUAAAAUUGACGAA